AUGCUGCUGCAUCGUGCGCAUGCACUCAAUUUGCACCAAAAUGUCUCAAAAAACGCGAGGAGCCGCACUACCACUUGCACCGUGCAGCGGAUUAUUGGUGCUGGCACCGUGCGCCGUUCUGGUAGAGUAAGCUGCAGGUUCCCACGACGUGAGUGGUUGGCACCGCCUUCUUGGCAAAUGUACAAUUUAAAUUUAUUUUCAGAAUAAUUUUCUUGCCGGGGCCAACCAAUCACGUCUUGGAAAUCUGCUGCGUUUUGCCGCGUUUCGGCUCGUGCUUUAGAACCAAAAAAAAAACCUUUUCGCUGCGCGCGUCAAAUUAGCUAUGAACGCGGCAUUGUCAGGUUGACGUGUUGGAGCGUUCCUAGAAUUGCUCAGAAACGCCCGGAGCGCAUUCGGUUUUCGUUACCGAGGUCUGAGACAGAGUUGUGCGAGGGCCGACUCGUCAGCCUAACGGCGCAGUCUUUCUCUGAGCCCGGGCCAGGCUGA
Molecule: messenger RNA, 486 nt
Organism: Caenorhabditis auriculariae
Lineage: Eukaryota; Metazoa; Nematoda; Chromadorea; Rhabditida; Rhabditidae
Source: the annotation of a GenBank genome assembly